GUUUCCUCGUCAAUUUUUCGGCGACUUGCUCUUUGGGCAUUGCAUGGAUGCUCUUUCAUGCCUUGCUUGUGUUUCAUCGAAAGCAGAAGAAGUCAGAAGACAAGAAAUAAGAGAUACACUGGGAAUCAUACAGUACAGUACUAUCAUAGUUUCGUCGAAAGCAGAAGAAUUCAAACGACAAGAAACAAGAGAUAACACUAGCUAGCUAGCAAGCCUCAUCAAACAAUACGGUAGCAAUGUCGCAACAAGAAAUAGAAAUAUCUCAGUCCAAAGAUGGGCGGCCCGAACCAUUCGUGGUCAGUUUGUACAGCAUGCAGGAAGCCAUGAUGGAACGGGAAAACUCGUCACUCUCCCAAUCCAAGUCGGGGCAAUCGCAACAGUCUGCCCAUGUGGUUGUCAAAGAAAACACAUAUGUGGCAUUGGGAGGCGCCGCCUUGGUAGAUGACUCGCCUCUGACAAGAAACGAAAUCAUGACGAUCCGACGAAUACUCAACAGCAAUCACCAGGACCGGAUAUUCUCGUCGGCUUCUACCGAAUCGACGGAUGCCAACAGCGAAUACAGUGAAUUCCCAGAAACCACGCACGCAUGGGCCGUGUUUGCGGACAAGCCGCAACGAAAUGCCAACAAUGUUGAUCGAUUUGUGGGCACAACAAUUAUCAUGUUCCAACUGCUCUCAUACGCGCUCUUUGUCAUGGAAGCGAUCGAGGACUAUCAAAGAGGCGUGGUGCCCGUCAUGACGACACACGACAAUUGCCAAGAAGAAGGUGAAAAUCCAUACAACAACUUUAUUUGCGAAGCCGAAGUGACGAGCCAUUUUGAUGCCUUUGUGGCAUUUUCCAUGCUCUCCAUCUUUUUAACGCCCGAUAUCAUGCAAGCCUUUCGUGCCGUACGAUCGGCGCCGUUUGGUCCCACCAUGUUCUUUGCUGGAUUGGCCGCCAUUGAGGUGAUUGGCGCGUUCCUUGCCGCCACCGUGGCGAUCAGUUACCAAUUGUUCAUUGGGGAAGUGACGGACGCCAUUGAAGUCGGAGUGGGACUCUUGUUUGUUCGUGAGCUCAGUGCUCGUGCCUAUCAUGGUAUCCGACACAAGGGAGUCAAACAAUACAAGUCCUAUGCCCUGGUAGUGACAUGCCUGCUGGGCAUUGGGUUCAUCAUGGAGACACUUUGCGAAAACACCUUGUCAAACCAGAGAAUGGAAGCUUACGAUGACAGACAAUAAGAAGCUGCUGGCACUGGCACUACUUUGAAUUAUGACGUUUGAUAGCAUGCGUCGACCGUGAAUACCACUUCCAGGAGAGCGUAAGGCAGCCGAUGCUCGCACCCAGCUAGUAGCCUUGCUGAAGUAAAACGUGUGUGGUCGUACCGUACUGUAAAUUGAAAGCAUAUUUAGUUUAGAGAACCUCAUUGUUGGACUCUCUCAAGAGUUGUAAUGACUAUUCCUAUUAGUUCACGAUGCAUAGCUAGGCUCAGUGUGAAGUAGACCUGG
Seminavis robusta is the source of this 1484-nucleotide messenger RNA. The record is from the annotation of a GenBank genome assembly. NCBI's taxonomy places the organism in Eukaryota, Bacillariophyta, Bacillariophyceae, Naviculales, Naviculaceae.